Molecule: messenger RNA, 2805 nt
Organism: Pelobates fuscus (common spadefoot toad)
Lineage: Eukaryota; Metazoa; Chordata; Amphibia; Anura; Pelobatidae
Gene: GRAMD4
Product: GRAM domain containing 4
Exons: 22
Coding region: 80-1954 (624 amino acids)
Biological process (GO): negative regulation of toll-like receptor 9 signaling pathway; apoptotic process
Source: RefSeq, a predicted model, not a curated record
GGCUGGCAGCCUGGAUGAGAGUGUGCCCGGAUUACACCGCAGGCUCAGCAGUCUGCAGGAGUUUCAUUCAUAUGAAGACAUGAAUAUGCCGUGCAAGCUAAUGGAAUCUGCAUACGUCUGGGAUAUCCACAGUCAUGUUAAAGUAAAGCAAAAAGGCGCAGUGCUGAACAUGCUAAGGAGAUUGGACAGGAUAAGGUUCAGAGGUUCGAAGCGAGACGACUUUCCAGAUUUAGCAGAGUCUCCCAAUGCUUCCGAUACUGAAUGCGGGGAAGAAAUCCCACUGAAAGUACCUCGGACGUCAUCUGCCAGAGAUAAUGAAGAAUUAAAGGACCCUGCUGGCCCAGGGACCGUUGUCAUGGCUUCUGGAGUCUCGGAAUUUAAUCGAACAGAGUCUGACCGGCUAAAUGAGGUUAAAGGACAUCUGGAAAUCGCCUUACUGGAAAAACACUUCCUUCAGGAAGAACUCAGGAAGCUGCGAGAGGAGACAAACAUUGAAACGUUAAAACAGGAAUUGGAAAAAGAGCGGCAGAAACGGAUCGAACUGGAACACAAAGUUAAUGAAGCUGUAAAAACCAGGACAGAAGAAUCUAACACACAGCAACCUCCAAAGGCACAGUCACAGACUAAUGGAGCAGAUAAACCGCAAAGUCAAACGGUGUGCUCCAGAGUCCAGAAAUGGUUUUAUGACAAAUUUGGGGAGUAUAUUGAAGAUUUUCGGUUUCAGCCUGAAGAGAGCACGGUGGAAACGGAGGAGCCACUUAGUGCUAGAAGGUUAACUGAAAAUAUGAGAAGAUUAAAGAGAGGUGCCAAACCAGUAACAAAUUUUGUGAAAAACCUCUCUGCCUUAUCAGACUGGCAUUCUGUCUACACGUCUGCUAUUGCCUUUAUUAUUUACAUGAAUGCAGUGUGGCAUGGCUGGGCCAUCCCCAUGUUUUUAUUUUUAGCUAUUUUGAGGUUAUCCCUAAAUUACCUCAUAGCCAGAGGUUGGAGGAUACAGUGGAGCAUUGUGCCUCAAGUCUCAGAAACUAUAGAGCCUCCAAAAGAAGAACUGACGGUGUCUGAGAAGUUCCAGUUAGUUCUUGAUGUGGCGCAGAAAGCACAGAACCUGUUUGGCAAGAUGGCGGACAUACUGGAAAAAAUUAAAAAUUUGUUUAUGUGGGUCCAACCGGAAAUUACCCAAAAAUUGUAUGUUUGUCUGUGGGCAGCUUUUAUAGCGUCUUGCUUCUUUCCUUACAAACUGAUUGGACUUUGUAUAGGACUUUAUGCUGGCAUUAAGUUCUUUCUCAUUGACUUCGUCUUCAAACGUUGCCCAAGACUACGGCACAAAUAUGACACUCCGUAUAUCAUCUGGGCGAACCUGCUGACUGACCCACAGCUUAAAGAAAGGACGAAUGCUACAGUUUCUAGGAGGGUUUCCAGGACUUCAUGCAUCAAUCCUCUGUCAGGGCAUGAAAAGGUUCAAACCGUCUCCUCCAGGAGUAACGUGUCCAGUGGGGCCCCGCAAAGCGUGAGCCGAGAUGAUGAGGGGGGACGUUUCCACAAUACAAAAAAGAACAGUUUUCACGAGGUGUUCAAUAUAGCUGAAACAGAGCGCCCACUCUCAGCAUGCGACAAUGGCUGGCGUUGCUGUCUGAUUAACCGCGACAGAAAGAUGCCGACAGACUACAUAAGGAAUGGGAUUCUUUAUGUUACUGAAAACUAUUUAUGCUUUGAAAGUUCAAAAUCUGGUUCUUCUAAGAGGAAUAAAGUGAUAAAAUUAACAGAGAUAACGGACAUUCAAAAGUAUAAAGUUCUUUCUGUACUGCCAGGUUCUGGAAUGGGUAUUUCGGUGUCAACACCUUCUACGCAAAAGCCACUAAUAUUUGGUGCCAUGGUACACAGGGAUGAAGCUUUUGAAACCAUCUUUAACCAGUACACAAAAAUAUCAACCGCAGUAACAAGCAGCGACACCUAGGACAUUGCUUCACUCUUCAUCCUGGCUUUACAAGAUUUUUUUUUUGCCUUCCUUCUCUUGCUGUUUUGCAAUAAUUUUUCUGAAACGAAGGUCCUAUGUUUCUGUUACAGAAAAUGACUGUAUUUUCAUGUUUUACGUUUGUAUUGAGAUUUCUUUUAAGUGCCGACCCUUCGCUCUCUAUUUGUCUUCAUAAACACAGCUGUCCUCUCUGGUAGGUAGAUAAAUAUAUAUAAAAUAAUUUAUCUGUGGCGACCUACAGCCCCAAGAUUCCUUGCUGACCCGCAGACAUCAUGCAAACCAGAGCAUUAGAACAAAUGCCUGAACUGUGCCAGGGUUCCCUCAAACGAUCAACAAAUAAAUGGCAACAAGGAAGCGUUGCUACUAAGUUAAAGAAAACAAACGUGGAUUUGUGAUUUACUAAUCACAAUGUAAAAUAUUUUUAGUAAGACAUAAUAUUAAUCAAAGAAAACCGAAUUCCAUAUGAAAGUUACUGAAAACCAAUGUAUUCUGUUACAGAUUCUAUAUGUUUCAAAAUGUCGAAAUCAGUCUUGCUUUAACUCUUUGGUAGAGAAUACUUUAAAACCGCAGUGAUCACAGUGUUAAAAUUAUAACUUGUACUGAAAUAUAGCACAGUGCAAAUAGGCAUAUCUGUGCUGAAAAAUCAAUGACCUUGCUAUAAUUUGGGGUUAAACCCAUUGAAGAAUUAAUUAGUUCAUGUUUAGCAAUCAGCCACAAGUCUAAGAAAUCACUAUUGAAGCUGCUUAUUUAAUUGUAAAUAACAGUCCUGAAGUUUAAUUUAAGGAACUCUCUGAGGUUCAAUUUGACAAGUAAAGUGGACAUUAUACCAUUGA